This is a messenger RNA of Geosmithia morbida, 234 nucleotides long. RefSeq lists its product as uncharacterized. Bases 1 to 234 code for a protein of 77 amino acids. The record is from RefSeq and is a predicted model, not a curated record. NCBI's taxonomy places the organism in Eukaryota, Fungi, Ascomycota, Sordariomycetes, Hypocreales, Bionectriaceae. The transcript has a single exon.
AUGAUGACGGCCUGCUACGCCGUGCGCUUCCGCGGCCGGGCAGAGACCUGGUCCUACUGCCCCGGAUACGUGGCCACCAACCUGGACACCGUCGGCGGCCCGGCUGCCGUGGCUGCCGCCGGCGCCGGCGACCCGUCCACCGGCGUCCAGGGUAUCUUGGAUAUCCUCCUGGGCAGGAGGGACGACGAGACGGAGCUCAUGGUCACCAGGAAUGCCGGGACGUUUCUCUGGUAG